This is a messenger RNA of Cylindrotheca closterium, 1548 nucleotides long. Lineage: Eukaryota; Bacillariophyta; Bacillariophyceae; Bacillariales; Bacillariaceae. The record is from the annotation of a GenBank genome assembly.
AUGCAACGGUUGUCGACCAUAAAGCCAGAUAUUGGCAAUAUUAAUUUUCUGAAGAAAAAGAAAAAGAAAAAAGGAACCAGCCUUGCUGAUACUGAAGAUGAUUUGGAAUACGAGCACUAUGGUGAAAAGAACUCUGGGUCCACGACAUCAGGCAAUACAGCAGAUGAUAGCUUUGGAGACUGGCAACAAGAUCCCAAUGCGUCCAACAACAAAAAAAGUGUUAGGCGGGGAAGUAUAGCAGGAAAAAUUGUGAAGGAAUGGAAGAAAAAGAAGAAUACAGGCGCCACUCAGGAUGCUGACGAUGAUGACGCGGCUUACGAAGAUCCAUUUGCCGGUGGAGGUUUUGAUGACAUGUCCGUGAAUUACGGACAGGACGAUAUCAGCGUUGAUGCAAGCAGAUGUGACACUUAUCUAGAGGAUGAUUCUGACGCUAAGGCUGCAUUUGCAGAACAACUACUCUCACCAAUGUCAGCUCUACGAAAGGGACAAAAGUCGAAGUCAAACACCAAACAGGUGAAGAAAAAGAUACCGCAGAUGAUGACGCUGAACGAAGCUGAAUCUGAUGAAGGCGAAUCGGAUGAUGAUGGCGAUGAUACUAGCAAAGGUGAAGCUACUGGUGAAAGCAGUAGUGAAGAAGGUGUCGACGACUACGAUUCUUUUUUCAAGUUCCUUGACAAGGAGAAGCAGGAAGACGAUACUAAGGAGGAACCGGAAGAAGAACCCACCGAAGGAGAACCAGUGAAGAAAACGAAGAAAAAGGUGAAGAAGAUAAAGCGAGAUGAUGGAUCAGUUCUAUCAAAGAAAUCGAAGAAGAAGUCUAGUGACGAGAGGUCUGUCAUGUCCAAGAAAAAGAAGAAAAAGGUGAAGAAGAAAAAGAAGAAGGUAGAUGAUGGCGAGGAUGCCAUCACCACCUCUGAUCUUCUUGGCAUGGUGUCCCCCGAGUCAACAGACGUCCUUAAGGCGCUUGAUGAGGAAGACUUCAAAUCACAACCAAUUCCUCCACCUCCUGUCAACGACCUUUCUCUUGACGAGCCCAAUGGGACUAGUGCUGCUGCGUCUGAAGAAGUCUUAGCAAAUGCUAGGGCUCGUCGGACUCUGGCAAGACUCAAUCCUGCACCUGCGGAAAGUGGACUGGGUCAAGGAUUAUCCCUCGACGCCAAAAUGGGGGAUUCUAGAGUUGACAGGGCUGCACGACGAGCGAUUCGGAGGUCCAGUAUCGGUAUUGUUGGCGGAGACGAAGCACCAGCAACAGCCCGAGAACGGGCAAAGUCUCGAUUUGAUGCAAUCACGGAUGGAAAGGCAGCGAAUCGUCCACGAGUUCGUCGGAAGAGUAUGGAUGUCAGAUUGUCAGCGCAAGAAAGUGAAGAACUAAGGCAGCGGAUUAGUUCAUCUCUGAAUUCUCCCGACGAUAAGGCAGCAACUCGGCAACGUCCGGCACCGAAUCGUCCACGAUAUCGCCGGAAGAGUAUGGAUGUCGGUCUGUCACUUGAAGAGAGUGAGGAACUAAGGUCGCGGAUUGGUGAUUCUCUGAAGAAGGCGCUGGAUUAA